AUGUCCAUUAAAUUUGCGGUAGUUUUUCUGGCGUUCUUCGCAUAUCAGGGAGUUUUCGCUUCUCCUGCCGAGGUGCUCACCUUUGGAAUCGGCGAGCAGAUCGAGAAAGCCUUGGAAAAAUUGAAGAUCGUCAUCCAAGUAUCUAUAGAUAAAGCCGUCGAAGAUUUAAACAACGUAUUGGGAAAGAUCGAAGAGAAAGGAGAAGAGUUGAUCGAGCUGAUCAAAAUUAAUAUCGAUCAGGUAGUUGGCGAAGCUGGGAAACAGAUACAGAAGCUGGUAGAAGAUGCCCAUGAGUUGAGUGUAGAUGUGAAAGAAUGCGUGAAGGAUUCGGACGAAGACCUGGAGAAGUUAGUCAAAGGUCUGCUCGAAUCAGCUGUGAAAUGCGUCACGGAUAAGGUCAAUGAGGCGACUGGCAUUAUCGUCGAAGCUAUCGAGGAGGUAAAAAAUUACGUGAACAUCAUCGGCGGUUUGGAUGAGGAUGUGAAGAUGUGUGGAACCGGAUUCAGAGCUAUCAGAUGUUUGGGAGAAGUUCUGGCCGACGUGACCAAAGCCACGAUCAACUUGCCGGUGGAAAUCUCGAAGAAGGUAACUGAAAUCACCGCACUCGUUUCAGGUUUGGAAGCUGCAAUGAUUCAAUGCGCCACGAACAUUGGUAUCGAUGCUACUGGACAAGCAGGAUCAAUCGUCAUCGACGUGGGUGAAUGCGUCGCCGAUAACAUUAAGGAUUCGCAGUAAUCUAUAAAGAAUAU
This is a messenger RNA of Nicrophorus vespilloides, 749 nucleotides long. RefSeq lists its product as uncharacterized. Bases 1 to 735 code for a protein of 244 amino acids. The record is from RefSeq and is a predicted model, not a curated record. NCBI's taxonomy places the organism in Eukaryota, Metazoa, Arthropoda, Insecta, Coleoptera, Silphidae. The transcript is spliced from 2 exons.